Pelagomonas calceolata is the source of this 1769-nucleotide messenger RNA. The record is from the annotation of a GenBank genome assembly. NCBI's taxonomy places the organism in Eukaryota, Pelagophyceae, Pelagomonadales, Pelagomonadaceae.
AUGCAAAUGCUCGCAGCAGCGCUGGCGCUGGCGUCCAGCCAUGCAUUUGUCGCACCGCGAAGCAGCACUGUGCGCGCACCGUCGUCCCGGCUCAGUAGCAGCGUCUGGUACGACGCGCAACCGCAGCGGCGCGCGCUCAUCGCGGGCAAUUGGAAGCUGAACCCGUCGACGGCGCAAGAUGCCGACGCGCUGCUGGCGUUGCUCGCGUCGAACGUACGCACGAUGGCAGCACCGCCGGAAAUUGUCAUAUUCCCGCCGAUGCCAUUCUUGCAAACGGCGCUCGAGGCCGUCGACGGCACGGGCAUUGCCGUGGGCGCGCAGGACAUCUCGCUGGAGGAGUCGGGAGCGUUCACGGGCGAAGUCGCAGCUUCGAUGGUACGAAGCUUAGGCUGUGACUGGGCGCUCGUCGGCCACUCAGAGAGAAGGACUCUGUACGACGAGGGCGACGACGUGUGCAACCAAAAAGUUCUGCGAUGCCUCGCGCAAGACGGCCUCAAGGUCAUUCUGUGCGCAGCAAGCCGCGCGGCAAUCAAAUUUCAAGCGUCGCGUCGAUGCCUGGAGAUUGACGAUAGAGUCACACACAGGUCGGCGAGACGCUCGAAGAAUACGAGUCUGAUUUACUGGAGACGAUCGUGAGCUUGCAAGUUAGAAAGGGUCUAGCUGGCGUCGACGUCGCCGAUGCCGACAGAAUUGCCAUUGCCUACGAGCCGGUCUGGGCCAUCGGAACGGGCAAGGUGGCGACACCAGAACAAGCGCAGGCCGCUCACGUCGCCGUGCGACGAGCGCUGUCCGAGGUGCUCGGUGCCGAAGCGGCUCGUCGCGUCCGCGUACAGUACGGAGGAUCAGUCACGCCCGAGUCCAUUGAUCGAUUGAUGGCGCAACCGGACGUCGACGGCGCAUUAGUCGGCGGUGCCUCUUUGGUCGCGGAGAAAUUCUCUAGAAUAUGUGAAUUCAGUGCGCCAACGACUCCUGAAACGACGCCGCCGCGGGAGAUCACGGCCCGCGUCGCCGUCGCGUGCGCAAACGCGUUGGGCGAGUCGCCGAUCUGGUCGCAGCGCGACAACACGUUGUACUGGGUGUCCGCGGUGGAGGGCGAACUCUGGCGCUGGAACUGCGAGGACGCGCCCUACAAGAUCAUACCGCGCUUCGGGACCACGCUCGGCUUCGUCGCCGCAAGGGCUGGCGGCGGCCUUCUUCUCGGAGGCGAGGACGCGAUCCUGUCUCUGGACGAGACCGCUCGCGAAGCGGUGGUGUUGGCGGCGCCUCCUGCCGAGGGAAACACGCGACCGAACGAUGGCCGCGUCGAUCGCGACGGGCGUAUGGUGAUGGGUAUGUACAACAACUACCAUCGGGCGGGCGCGUCACAGGGUGAGGACAACUCGGGCCUGUACCGUUUCGGCGCGGACUUUGAAUACGAGGAGCUGCUGGACUACAAGUUCAGGGUCUCAAAUUGCUGCUGCUUUCCCGCUGAUGGUCGAACGGUGUACUUCGCCGACACGCCGACGCGAAAAAUCUACGCGUUCGACUACCCGAAGAGCGGCAAGCCGGAGAAUAGACGCUUGAUCUGGACGCAACCGCCGCACUGGCCGGGCGGCCCGGACGGCGCGCAGUGCGACGCAGAGGGUAUGAUUUGGGUCGCGCUGAACGGCGCGGGACGCGUCGUGCGUAUUGAUCCGGCGACGGGCGCGAUCGAUCUCGUCGUGCACACGCCGGGCUGCCCGACGCCGACGAGCUGUACGUUCGGCGGGCCCGACCUCGACGAGCUCUUC